This is a messenger RNA of Gongylonema pulchrum, 276 nucleotides long. The record is from the annotation of a GenBank genome assembly. Lineage: Eukaryota; Metazoa; Nematoda; Chromadorea; Rhabditida; Gongylonematidae.
AUGAAAGUUGUCGCUAAGAAGUUGUUGCUUUUGUGGAAGAGAAUUCUCAAUAUGCCUAUGAUGCAGCCAGCUGUAAAAACAUCAUGCUUUCUGCCAAACGUUGCUCUGCCGCCUUUAACAAGAGUGCAAGAUCUGUUACCGCCACUGAGUGGAACGUUACGAAAAGGUGAAUGUGGUCGAAUUGGUGUUGUUGGUGGCUCACGCGUUUACACUGGAGCACCAUAUUUCUCGGCAAUAACUGCACUGAAAGUGGUAUGUUUGGAUAUGUUCAAGUGA